Zea mays is the source of this 1496-nucleotide messenger RNA. RefSeq lists its product as uncharacterized. Lineage: Eukaryota; Viridiplantae; Streptophyta; Magnoliopsida; Poales; Poaceae. The transcript has 6 exons. Bases 470 to 913 code for a protein of 147 amino acids. The record is from RefSeq and is a predicted model, not a curated record.
GAAGCAGAAACUGGGAACUGGGAUCCACGCCGGCAAUAGGUCUCCUACUCCUACGCAAGAAUUGGAUUCCGCCGACUGGCCACUGACAGGUAGGCCACGAGGAAUCAAUCGGCCUGUCCCAACCAGAGGAAUCUGUGGGGCGGGCGCAGAGCAGGCAAGAGCAUCUGGCUGGCUGGUAGGGUGGAUAGCAAUUUGGCGCUGAUUUGAUGCCGGCCACUUUCAUCGAUCAGCCAUGGUGGGGAAAGAAGCGCUGGUUCGAUGAAGCUGCAUAAAUAAAGCCAGCACGCGAACCAGCAGCGUUCAGGGGAAGACCAUUUACAUAUAUGCCCUUGCCCCGGUUCCUUUCCCCGGCCCCAACUCCAUUAUUUGCUUGAUCCUUGACGAGCGGGAGAGAGAGAGAGAGGAAGACGAGAGGCAGCGAAGGAAACAGUAGUUCUUCAGUUAGGCAGGAGGGCACAGGAGGAGGAAGAUGGCGUCGAAGAGGAUCCAGAAGGAGCUCAAGGAUCUUCAGAAGGACCCUCCCACCUCGUGCAGUGCAGGUCCUGUUGGUGAAGAUAUAUUCCACUGGCAGGCAACAAUAAUGGGUCCAUCUGAUAGCCCAUAUUCUGGUGGAGUUUUCCUAGUUACAAUCCAUUUUCCUCCCGAUUAUCCUUUCAAACCACCAAAGGUGGCAUUCCGCACCAAGGUGUUCCAUCCAAACAUCAACAGCAACGGGAGCAUCUGCCUUGACAUCCUGAAGGACCAGUGGAGCCCGGCGCUAACCAUCUCCAAGGUGCUGCUGUCCAUCUGCUCCCUGCUGACCGAUCCGAACCCCGACGAUCCUCUGGUCCCCGAGAUAGCGCACAUGUACAAGACGGACCGGAACAAGUACGAGAACACCGCGAGGACCUGGACCCAGAGGUACGCCAUGUAGGGAGGGGGUACCCUACCUGGCCCUUUGGGGGUCCGCCGGAAUUGCCGCUGCUGCGUUGUGUUCCUGGACCUGGACCUGGACUGGAGACUGGACGUGUCUCCGUGUAUUCGAUCCUGUGCUGUAUAAUGAUGCAUCAGAUUGGGUUUGCAGUGCAGUGCGCCGUGUGGUGCUGAAUGCUGUAUUGUGCCGCUUGGAGGCUGUAAUUCUGAAUGCCAAAAAACUGGUGAUUGGAACCAUUUUGCGUUGGAUGCUGCUGCAGACGAGGCCAUGUUUGCGUCCGUCGUAUUGGAAGAAAGGGCGAUCCGGAGCAGGUGGUUUCAUUUUUUUUACCGGCAUUUCAAUUCUUUUUUUUUUCACUAAGGAGGCCUUGGAUCAGGAAUUAGAAUCUAUUUAAUAGAGUAGACUAUCUGGUUUGGAAUUCGACAUUCCACCACUUUCUAAAGUCUACCUCAAAUUUAUAUUUAUAGGGUGGAGAAUAGAAAUUGAUUCCAUGUAUCUUCGAACUGUGUUUCUAUUCUGCAAUCUGUAACAUGUUGUUCCGCUUGCUCUCCUACAAUAAAAAUGUAUGGAGUAGCAUAUAUAA